Messenger RNA from Coregonus clupeaformis (lake whitefish), 1947 nucleotides. It is a transcript of the gene slc25a40, whose product is annotated as solute carrier family 25 member 40. The record is from RefSeq and is a predicted model, not a curated record. NCBI's taxonomy places the organism in Eukaryota, Metazoa, Chordata, Actinopteri, Salmoniformes, Salmonidae. Gene Ontology annotation, biological process: mitochondrial transmembrane transport. The transcript is spliced from 11 exons. The coding region runs from base 180 to 1217 and encodes 345 amino acids.
AAUAUCGGGACAUCACAUUUAAAAUGGGUUUGCUUUUCAUUCCGUCGUUGACAAAGAGGACAAACUAAUGGAAACCAAGAGCAAGACUACUUGUCCACUGUGGAAGAGUAGCUAGAUAGAUAGAUAAGUUAGCUUCUAGUUCCUGAUAUAUAGCUAGCAAGAAGCUUCUCUAAGGCAAGAUGAGUGGUCAUUCUGGUCAAAGUCCUGUGCCCGUCGACAGCAAUGGCAUUACUCCAUUUCAACAGAUGUUGGCUUCCUGCUCAGGGGCUCUCCUGACGUCAUUGUUCGUCACACCUCUGGAUGUUGUCAAGAUCAGACUCCAGGCUCAGAAAAGUCCCUUUCCCAAAGGGAAAUGCUUUGUGUACUGCAACGGCCUGAUGGACCAUACCUGUGUGUGUACGAACGGCAACUCCAAGGCCUGGUACAAGGCCCCCGGCCACUUCAACGGCACUCUGGAUGCCUUUAUUAAGAUAGUCCGCAGGGAAGGGAUCAGGUCAUUAUGGAGCGGCCUCCCUCCAACCCUUAUCAUGGCGGUCCCGGCUACGGUAAUCUACUUCACGUGUUACGACCAACUGCGUGCUGCCCUGAGGGUCAGGAUGGGGUCACACACAGAGGAGGCGCCUCUAAUAGCAGGCGCCCUCGCCAGAGUGGGCUCUGUGACAGUGAUCAGUCCGUUGGAGCUGAUCCGUACUAAGAUGCAGGUCCAGAGACAUUCGUACAGGGAGCUGAGUGAGGUUAUCUGCUCUGCAGUACGCAACGAGGGCUGGCGGUCUCUCUGGAGGGGCUGGGGACCCACACUGCUUAGAGACGUCCCCUUCUCAGCCAUGUACUGGUAUAACUAUGAGAAGGGGAAGGUGUGGCUGUGUAAGCACAACAACAUCAGAGAGCCAACGUUUGCCAUCACCUUCAUAUCCGGAGCAGUGUCUGGAUCAAUCGCUUCCAUAGUAACGCUGCCCUUCGACGUAGUGAAGACCAGGAGGCAGGUGGAGAUAGGGGAACUCCAGGCUAUGAAUUUGUCGUCCAAGGCCUCCUCCUCCACUCUCAGUGUGAUGACCAAGAUUGUGGCUGAGAACGGCGUGGGUGGACUGUUUGUAGGUUUCCUCCCCAGGGUGAUCAAGGUGGCCCCAGCCUGUGCCAUUAUGAUCAGCUGUUAUGAGUUUGGGAAGGCCUUCUUCCGCAAGCACAACCAGGAGAGGCUGCUGACCAGCAACACCUGACCUGACUAGGGCCUCUCACACACACAGACCACAACCAUAGACAAUACCAAGAACAGAAUCCGCCAUUGCCAACAGCAGGUAUUGGCUACCUGUACAUUUCCCUGGGUUCUUAGAGAUUUUCAGGCGUAGCAUUGCUUGCCUGUGUCCUCUCAGCUGCUUAGACACUCCAACACCCCCUCACUGUUAGAAAGUGUUCAAGUGUGUGAUGUCAUGUGACUAGCUGGAUGUAGCUAAUGUUGGCGUUUAGGACCUAAGAACGCCAGGACGUGAUUCUGUUCCAAAGCAGGAAAUACUGGCAGACAUGAAAACAAAAUGGAAGACAAAUAGUUGUAGGUAUCAACAUUAUUCAUAUUUUAUCUUAUAUUUCUCAAUCAAGGUAUACUGCACUUAACUACCAUACUAAUUGUGACAAGAGAAAAUAGCAAAGGUGCACAAAUUGUAUUUUAAAUAUAUAGUUAUUUGCCAAAUCAUGAAGGUAUUAGCAUUUUGAUAAUUACUUUAAAAAUAAUUUGCGUAAUGUUUUUCCUCUUUUUCCUCCGCAUUUAAUACACUGGCCUGUAGGUGGUAUCAGAGACUUGUCUGGAACCAGAAACUGGGGAUUCCUAUUGGACAAGUAAUACCACCUCUGUUUCAAAAUGUUUUAGCCCAUUACGUUAGUUGUUGAGGUAUGGGGUUGUGUGCACUGUGUCAUCCGGGGUCUGACCGUAAUAAAAAUCAUUUGAUGGAUGUU